AUGAGGAAGGCAACAUAUGGGAGGAGGUUUAUGUGGACAGAGGGAGGGAAGAUUGGACUUGCUCCAGCUGCGGCGAGGUUAGGAGAUAAGAUUUGUCCUUUACUUGGGGGCCAGGUCCUUUAUGUUUUGAGGGAACGAGGGGAAGGAAAGUGGGAGUUUGUUGGGGAAUGCUAUGUACAUGGGUUGAUGGACGGCGAGGCGUUAGGUCUCGGUCAAGAACAUAAGGAGCGGGUAGAGAAGUUCAUCUUGGCGUGA
Hyaloscypha bicolor E is the source of this 255-nucleotide messenger RNA. RefSeq lists its product as uncharacterized. The coding region runs from base 1 to 255 and encodes 84 amino acids. Lineage: Eukaryota; Fungi; Ascomycota; Leotiomycetes; Helotiales; Hyaloscyphaceae. The record is from RefSeq and is a predicted model, not a curated record. The transcript has a single exon.